Funneliformis caledonium is the source of this 618-nucleotide messenger RNA. Lineage: Eukaryota; Fungi; Glomeromycota; Glomeromycetes; Glomerales; Glomeraceae. The record is from the annotation of a GenBank genome assembly.
AUGUUUUUGACAAGGUCUGAGUACGAUCGCGGUGUAAACACUUUCUCACCUGAAGGACGGUUAUUUCAGGUCGAAUAUGCCAUUGAGGCCAUAAAGUUGGGUUCCACCGCGGUGGGCAUUCAAACUUCUCAGGGUAUCAUCCUAGCCGUCGAAAAACGCAUCACUUCUCCAUUAUUGGUAGCAAGUAGCAUUGAAAAGAUUAUCGAGAUUGAUUCACAUUUAGGGUGUGCUAUGAGUGGGUUGACCGCCGAUGCCCGAACAAUGAUCGAUCACGCCAGAGUCGCAGCGCAAAGUCGACCUUUUGGUGUAGCCUUGUUGAUUGGCGGUGUCGAUGAGAAGGGACCUCAGUUAUAUCACGCAGAUCCAUCUGGAACUUUCAUGCAAUAUGACGCGAAAGCAAUCGGGUCCGGAUCUGAAGGUGCACAGACUGAGCUACAAGAAGAAUACCACAAAUCUCUUACUCUGGUGGAAGCUGAAACUUUGUCAUUAAAAGUUUUGAAACAGGUAAUGGAAGAAAAACUGAACAAAACCAAUAUUGAAUUGGCAUCUAUCACAUCAGAACAUGGAUUUAGAAUUUAUAGUGAGGAUGAAUUACAAGCUGUGAUAGAUAGAUUAUAA